Molecule: messenger RNA, 1259 nt
Organism: Perognathus longimembris pacificus (Pacific pocket mouse)
Lineage: Eukaryota; Metazoa; Chordata; Mammalia; Rodentia; Heteromyidae
Gene: Arl11
Product: ADP ribosylation factor like GTPase 11
Exons: 2
Coding region: 317-847 (176 amino acids)
Biological process (GO): vesicle-mediated transport; intracellular protein transport
Cellular component (GO): cytoplasm
Molecular function (GO): GTPase activity; GTP binding
Source: RefSeq, a predicted model, not a curated record
GUUAAUAUUUUCCUCUUCUACCCUACAUGAGCUUGGUCUUUUGCUCCAGGUCCAGCUGAUACACACUCCAGGAGGAGAUCGGGGCAGUCUUCUUUGAGGCAGAUCCCCAAGAUCAACAUCAGUCAGCUGGUGGUGACUCACACUCCUUCACUUCCUGGACCUGUCAGGCCUGGGUUUGCAACUGUAAAGACUUGCACUGUUUUGGAACAGAAGCUCUUCCAUGUGCCUGCACAGGAUUUUGUGUUCUUUCAGAAACGAUUAGCCCUGUUGAUGUGUGCUCUGGCCUUUCUCUCCUUAGCAUUGAGCUGUGGCCACCAUGGGCUCUGUGAAUUCCAGAGGGCACAAGACAGAAGCCCAGGUGGUGAUGAUGGGCCUUGACUCAGCAGGCAAGACCACAAUCCUGUACAAGCUGAAAGGCCAUCAGCUGGUAGAGACCCUGCCCACUAUUGGUUUCAAUGUGGAGCCUCUUGAAACUCCUGGUCACAUGCCAUUGAUUCUGUGGGAUAUUGGGGGACAGAUCCAGCUUAGGGCCACCUGGAAGGACUACCUGGAAAAUGCAGAUAUCCUUGUGUACGUGCUGGACAGUACUGAUGAAGCCCGCUUGCCUGAGGCGAUGGCUGAGCUCACAGAAGUCCUGGAGGACCCCAAUAUGGUCUACGUUCCUUUCUUGGUGCUGGCCAACAAACAGGAGUCACCUGAUGCCCUUCCACUGCUUGAGAUCAGAAACAGGCUCGGCCUGGAGAGGUUCUUGGAUCAUAGCUGGGAGCUCCGGGGCUGCAGUGCCCUCACCGGCCAGGGCCUGCCCGAGGUCCUGCAGAGCCUGCAGAGCCUGCUCAAGUCCCGCUGAAGUCCCAGGGCCACCCGUGUGGCCAGAUGAAAGUGGAUGGGUAAGGGAGAGAAUGGAUUCUGCAACAUAUCAAAGCCAAUUAUUCCUGCUCUACAAACUGGUAGGACCAGGUCACCCUUGAGAGAUGUCACCUCAGUUUACUAACCAAGAAAUCCUUCUAUUCUUGGUCAGGAUAUUUUCUUCUAGACAUUGUGAUGGCAAUCAACUUUUCUUUGGAUACUCUAAGGGAAAAAAGCUGUUAAUAUAAUUCAUUUAAUAGCUCAUUACUGAGGGUAAAUGGAACAAUGAGUUACCUAAGAAACUGAGAUAAAAGUUCACAAGGAAAAGAGCUUUCAGUCAAAUAAGAGGAUCCUCUGGCCAUGGCUGUGACUACCAUGAUUAUCAGUGAUUUUUCUUCUGGCCCAAGAAACCA